CGCGGUGACGAUUUCGCGCUGCGAUCAUCGACGCUGCUGCGAACGCGCCCGACCCCGACCCCGAGCCCGAGCCGAGCCGAGCAGACACCGCGCGCCGGUAUAGCCCCGCGCAAAAGUUGCCGCGCGCCGACGGCGUAUAGUCCGCCGCAAAAGUCGCCGCGGCGAAUUGGCGCGGCCCGCCGAGCGCUUUGAAUUAUAAGUUUGUUUUCUAGUUUGCAGAAGUGUCCAACUUGCACCGGUUCAUUUCUUCUGUUUCUCCCGAUCUCAAAAUCUCACCUGUGUAUUUAUUCUUUCCUUUUAAGUCGCACAAGUGAAGUUGAGCUAUAAGGAAAACUAGUUGAGCGACAAAAAGUAGACUUUACGUAAGCGCGACUCAACUUGGUCGCGCGGGUACUUUUGAUUGGCUCGCUGAGACGCGGGCUAUCGGUGAAGUAACACGGAAGAGGCAAGGCACAAGUAAAUAGAAUCCUCAGCCGGAUAAGGAGCAGGCUGCGAUAAGCAAGCUUCAGUCUUCGCUCUUCGUAGUACGCUGGGAUUUCUCACGGUGGAGUCAUCUCCCGGUCAUUUCACAAACGUCGCUCUCCCGUGAAGGAACACGAUAGUCUACUACAUAACAUGGGCAACUCCGGCUUGAAGCAGCACUAUGAGACCGCGAAGAAGACCGGCACACUAAAGCUGUCGCAGCGGAAGUUGGACGAGUUCCCGCAGAACCUCUGUGCUUUGGCGCCAUUGCUGCGCACCUUGGACCUGUCGGAGAACAAGUUCUUCGCGCUGCCGAACGACAUCGGUGAUUUCACGCUGCUGAAGCAGCUGAAUCUCAGUCAUAACCGAUUGACCGGUCUGCCCGGCUCGCUGGGGGCGCUCGUGAAACUCGAAGGUCUGAACUGCGCCGCGAAUCAGAUCGGCUCGAUCCCGUCGUCGCUCUCGAGGCUGAGCCACCUGAAGCAAGUCAAUCUGUCCGACAAUCAGAUCUCCGAGUUCCCGCUCAUGUUCUGCGACCUGCGCCACCUGGACGUACUGGACCUGUCGAAGAAUCGGCUUACCAUCGUACCGGACGCCGCCGCCGGUCUGCAUGUGACUGAGCUAAAUCUCAAUCAAAACCAGAUCACGACCAUCUCCGAGAGACUGGCGAAAUGCCCACGCCUAAAGACGCUACGAUUGGAGGAGAACUGCCUGCAACUGAGCUCAAUUCCCUUGAGGAUCCUCCAGGACUCCAAGGUCUCGGUGAUGGCGCUCGAGGGCAAUCUUUUCGAGAUGAAGCAGUUCGCGAAUCUGGACGGUUAUGAUACCUACAUGGAGCGCUACACCGCGGUCAAAAAGAAAAUGUUUUAAAGGACGAUUUUGCCACUGUGCUUGUUUACAGUGAUCGUUUGAUAUACGUACCAAACAGUAAACAGAUUCUAGAAAAUUAUCUCGAUUUCGACGAUGCAUAUGAAAACGGCCAAAUAUCAAGGUAAUAUGAUAUGCACCAGAUACAUGUUUUAAACAAAUUUGAUAUAUCACUGUGAUUGCACACAUCGUCAGAAUGGAGGUGAUUUGAUAUAAAAUUAUAGGCUGAUACGUUUAUUAAACGACCGGUAUAACAAAACCAAUUAGAUAGAAGAUAGAAAAACUCGAAGGUGGAAAUGCAUAUUUAUAUUAUGCCUUUACAUUUUGCGGGCUUGUUUAUAUCGAUUUGGAGUUUCCGACUGAUCGAGUUCUCAAAUCUUCAAAAGGUUAUACAGCGAAAAAUAAAAUUUUAUAUCCUAGAAGCUCCGCGCUAACUUUUAUGUGAAAGUAAUUCAUCCGUUGUAUAAUGCUUGUUGACAAAUUAUAAAUUUUAAUUAAAUGACAUUUCUUUACAUUUAUAUUUAUAUUUGUUAUUUCGAUUUUAAAUUCGAUGUAAAAACAACAUAAAGCACACAUGAGGGUAGUUAAAAUAACUUGUAAGAAACACUGAAACACUUUCAUUUAUGUGAUAUGUAUAUAAAACU
Harpegnathos saltator (Jerdon's jumping ant) is the source of this 1973-nucleotide messenger RNA. Its product is annotated as leucine-rich repeat-containing protein 57. Gene Ontology annotation, cellular component: cytoplasm. The coding region runs from base 616 to 1332 and encodes 238 amino acids. The record is from RefSeq and is a predicted model, not a curated record. The transcript has a single exon. Gene Ontology annotation, molecular function: protein binding. Lineage: Eukaryota; Metazoa; Arthropoda; Insecta; Hymenoptera; Formicidae.